Messenger RNA from Doryrhamphus excisus (bluestripe pipefish), 1676 nucleotides. It is a transcript of the gene ccnb3, whose product is annotated as cyclin B3. The record is from RefSeq and is a predicted model, not a curated record. Gene Ontology annotation, molecular function: cyclin-dependent protein serine/threonine kinase regulator activity. Gene Ontology annotation, biological process: mitotic cell cycle phase transition. Lineage: Eukaryota; Metazoa; Chordata; Actinopteri; Syngnathiformes; Syngnathidae.
UCUGACCAAUUGGAAGCGUGUCCUGCAAAACAGUACCCGCUUGGAGAAACAAGAGUUUUCGUUUUAAGGCUUUCUGUUACGUUGGCGUAAACGACAUUUAUCAACUAUAUGCUUAUUUCCCCCUUCCUCCUACUGCAACUUUAAGGAUUUAUCAGUUAAGAAAAUUGAAAGCCAUGCCGACCUUGAGGAAACAAUCAGUGGCUGCCGUGGGCAAGAAAACAAAGCCCAGUUUGUCUGAGAACCAGGAAGAAGCUUCUCGGGUCAAGAGGGCCACUUCCACAUCUCGUGCAGCUGCAAAGAAGCGGACAGCCUUCAUAGACCUCACCAAUUCUACUAAAGUCCAGAUCAGCUUCCCUGGCAAGAAGAAAGAGCUGGCAAAGAAGCAGGUGAAGAAAAGAAGCGCUUCCUGUGCAAAGAAAACAGCCAAGCAGAAUGGGACCUCUUCCGAGACUUCUGCAGAGAAAUCGGUCAAAAAGGAAGCUAAAGCCGAGACGGAAGCAGCUGCAGCAGACAAGCUGGAAACCGCCGUCUCCGAGGUGCCGCCACACCUCAGGAGACCCGAGGUUCCAGCAGAAUUUGACAUUGACUCACAGUACUCAGAAGACUGCGUUAUGUGUCCUGACUAUGCGGUGGAGAUCUUUGCCUACCUCAAAGAAAGAGAGGAGAAAUUCGUACUGUCUAACUACAUGACUACGCAACCCAGCCUCAACAAGGAGAUGCGAUCCGUCCUGAUUGACUGGCUGGUGGAAGUGCAGGAAAACUUUGAGCUGUUCCACGAGACGCUGCACUUGGCCGUGAAGCUGACCGACCACUACCUGGCCAAGACCCCAAUCCACCACAAUAUGCUGCAGCUGGUGGGCACCACCUCCGUACUCAUUGCUUCCAAGUUUGAGGAGUACAGCGUGCCAUCCGUCGACGAAUUCCUCUACAUUUGUGACGACGCGUACACUAAGGAGGAGCUCCUCGCCAUGGAGGCCAGCAUCCUGCGGACGCUUUCUUUUGACAUCAACAUCCCCAUCCCAUACUGUUUCCUACGUCGCUAUGCCAAAUGUGUGAACGCCGGUAUGGACACGCUGACUCUGGCUCGCUACUUCUGUGAGAUGAGCCUGUUGGAAAUGGAGCUGGUGGUGGUGAGGGGGUCACUGCUGGCGUCCGGCUGUCUGCUGCUGGCCAUGCUCACCAAGGAUCUGGGUGGAUGGUCUCCCAUCCUGCAAUUCCACACAGGAUAUGAAUUGUCAGACGUGGCGCCCGUGGUUUGGAUGGUAUACUCGAUGAUGUCGCAGCUUCCUAAGGACAAAUUGAGCGCCAUCCUGAGCAAAUACUCCCACAAGGUGUUUUUCCAAGUGGCGUCCUUGCCCAUGGUGGAUGUAGAGGUUUUGGAGAAGGCCUUAUCGUGUUAAACAGCCUCUGUCCUGCAUCCCAAAAUGUCCCGCAUGGGGGGAAAACUUGUAAAUAUGUUAAUGUUUGUUAUUUAUAAUUGUUAUGUAUUUUUAAAACUGUUGUUAUAUGUGAUGUUGAAUCAGUGUUUUUAAUAUUUUAUGUUGGAGAAAAAAAGUAUUAAUCAUCUGCUUCAAGCUUUCAAAUUGUUACAUUUUACUCAGAUUUGCUUUUAUGGCCUUUUGUGCAUUCGUAUCAUGCAUAAUCUUUAGAAUAAAGAUGCUUUUUGUGUUUGGUAA